This is a messenger RNA of Helianthus annuus (common sunflower), 1127 nucleotides long. Its product is annotated as plastid-lipid-associated protein 6, chloroplastic. The transcript has 4 exons. NCBI's taxonomy places the organism in Eukaryota, Viridiplantae, Streptophyta, Magnoliopsida, Asterales, Asteraceae. The record is from RefSeq and is a predicted model, not a curated record. Bases 178 to 1002 code for a protein of 274 amino acids.
ACGUUACCAGCCACCCAAUCAGACACCCAAAUCCCUGUAAAGUGUAACGUGGCUCUCCUUCCUCGGUUUGUUUCGUUUUUCUUUUCUUUGUUCCCAACUUCUUGCUGAUUUCUCUCUCUCUAUAUAUAUAAGUUUUCGCCGUUAAAAAAAAAAAAACAAUCCGAUCAACCAUCAACCAUGGCGUCUCUGCUCAUUCACUCGUCAAUUUCACCUCGCCCACAAUCCUCUUUCUCAAAACAGGACACUCUGUUUAACUUCAAGUAUCAGCAUAACCUACCCAACAGAAGAAGUAGAAGAUCACCCCGCAUUUCCAUUUCCGCUGUUGCCGAACAAGCUACCGAAUCCGACCCGUCUCCGUCUUCGGUUCCCGGGUUCGAUUUCCUGACGGGGGAUAAAGUCAAGUUGUUGAAGUUUAAAUUGCUGAGUGCUGUUUCCGGGCUUAAUAGAGGACUUGUUGCAAGCGAAGAAGAUUUGCAGAAGGCAGAUUCUGCAGCUAAAGAGAUAGAAGCUGCUGGAGGACUCGUUGAUCUUUCAGCGGAUAUUGAAAAACUUCAAGGAAGAUGGAAACUGAUUUAUAGCAGCGCGUUUUCGUCUCGUACGCUUGGUGGCAGCCGUCCUGGCCCGCCAAUCGGAAGGCUACUUCCUAUAACUCUUGGCCAGGUGUUUCAACGUAUUGAUAUCUUGAGCAAAGAUUUCGAUAACAUAGUGGAGCUUGAGCUUGGCGCGCCAUGGCCUCUUCAACCGAUAGAAGUGACCGCUACUUUAGCCCAUAAAUUUGAAAUCGUUGGAACUUCUACAAUCAAAAUUAUAUUUGAGAAAACAACAGUGAAGACAACAGGAAAUUUAUCACAACUGCCACCAUUGGAGAUACCUCAACUACCCGAACAAUUUAGGCCAUCAACUAACCGAGGGAGCGGUGAUUUUGAUGUUACUUACCUCGAUUCUGAUCUUCGGAUCACACGAGGAGAUAGAGGUGAGCUUAGAGUGUUUGUGAUCUCAUAAAAAAUGUAAUUUGAAUUUUGAAAUCACAUUUCUUCAUAUGUACAAUUAUACAAUAUGAUCUAAAGUUUCAUAAAUAAGAAUGCAAUAUAAAUUUGUUACAGAUUCAUUUCUGUAAAAGUUUAUCA